Messenger RNA from Gadus chalcogrammus (walleye pollock), 11126 nucleotides. Its product is annotated as zinc finger protein 431-like. Lineage: Eukaryota; Metazoa; Chordata; Actinopteri; Gadiformes; Gadidae. The coding region runs from base 1672 to 4005 and encodes 777 amino acids. The transcript has 4 exons. Gene Ontology annotation, biological process: regulation of transcription by RNA polymerase II. The record is from RefSeq and is a predicted model, not a curated record. Gene Ontology annotation, molecular function: DNA-binding transcription factor activity, RNA polymerase II-specific; RNA polymerase II cis-regulatory region sequence-specific DNA binding.
UAGCAGGGCUCUAAACUAACAUUUUUCACUGGUUGCACUGGUGCGCCUAACUUUUUUUCUUAGGUGCACCAGCACAAAAGUUAGGUGCACCCAAAUUGUCGACCAUAUCGCAUUCAACACUGCAGUUUUACAGGUUCACGUUUUUUAAAUAGCUGUCCAUGUAGGCAAUAUUGACUUGUAAAUGAUGAACUAAGAAUCUGGUCAACCUAAUGUUCUUUAUUUGAAUAUUUGCACAAGAAAGGUAAUUUCACUGAAACAUUUUGGUGAUUUAAGUGCUUCACUGAGCUGCAAUUUAAACUUAAAACAUCUGAAGAUAAAUGAAAUAAAAAGAAAAUCUAAAUUAAAAGUGCAAGUGUUUUAAACUGAAACUUCAAACUGAACAUCUCAUGGCUCCAGGUCUUAUGGACUAUCCUCAAUUGCAGUCACAUGCCCCUCUGAUGGCCAACUCAUGUAGUUUGGCCUUCUUGAUCUUUGUCAAUAGCCCGGGCUAUUAUUUGUUUUCUAUCACUGAACUUUCGAACAAAACUCUUGCUCAGCAACGAUGGGAAAUAGCCUACUAUCAAAUGCAUUAUUUAAACCAGUAUGAAUAUUACCGUAGGCCUAUAUGUUUACCAGGCAAUUGAAUAACGCCUGCACACACACACAGGCACGCACGCACGCACGCACGAACACGCAGAGUGGUAAUCGGGAGAGUUGGGAGAAUUCCCGGUGGCCCGUUAACGUUUCAGGCGGCGCCGGGUCAACGUCGCAACCAAUUCCGUUUUGUCUAGAGGGGAGUAACUGAGCGCCCCCUCCCGAAGUGGAACAGCCCAGGUCGGCCUUGAACUGCGAUUGGUCAGAAAGACGUAACAGCUAAUGACAACAUUGAACUCUCAUGCAGGCUCGAACAGAGUGACACACAAACACACACAUCGUUUUUCAUCCACUCCGUAUCCAGCUUAUUCCAUGCUUAAAGCACCCAGGCUACUAUGCGGCGAGCUGGGGCUCUCAUGUUCUCCCCUGCGGUGUAUACCUUGUCCGCAUCCCCUGCCAUCCAGUUGUCAUACGAUUCAUGCAGACUGGUUUUCAACGGCUGAUUCCAUGGAUGUAGCCUACUUUGCGUGUGCCGUGUUUUCCCGCCGAUGUGGCGAAGCUGUAUGGUUAUGCUGUUGAGAGCUUAAAUAAAUGCACGAUAUAAGUUGACUGAACAAUUAUUGAAGUUUAACAUUUUGUUCAGCAAAUUUGACAACUGACAGAUGCAAUAUUGUAGCCAGUGAAAAUCGCAAAAUUCUGACGAGCAUUCUUAAAUGAAGUAGAAUAAACAGGAAUAUCUGGACCACGGCCAAUCAGAGGGGGGUCCCGCUAUUCAUUAUCUCUGAUUGGAUUGGACCAUGAUAUGGGCCUUUCAGAGUCGCAGAGUUUUUUUCUUUUUGAACGGCUGGUUGCACCGGUGCGACCUCCGAUUUUUUUUAGUCGCACCAUUGAGAAAUUAGGUCGCAUGUGCGACCAAAUUGGUCGCACUUUAGAGCCCUGAUUAGGCUAAUGUAAUUCACUAAACAUGCUUCUCUUAUAUCUUCUUACAACUUGCACCUGGAAUACAUACAAGGUAAAAAAUUGAGUACUGAUCUUUCUUUGUUGUCUCUACGCAGGCCAGCUCAUCAAUUGCUUACAUUCAGCAGCUUCUCUCAAGGGAUGUUGCAUGCCAGACAGAAAACCUGGAAACGCAUAUUUGUAGGCACAAAGCUAUCCUUAAAGUCUAUUCAGCCCCAUUUUAAAAGUGAAGACUGCGAUGCCUUUAGAGACCGUAGCACUCAUCUCAACGCCACCUCAGAGAUUCUGGGUGUGGACGCCCCUGGCUCCUCCCACAUGUCCAGCCACAGCGAGGAGCUGAAGAUUCUGAGCGUCUACGGAAAAGGGGAGGGCCCUCUGGCGGUGGAGGACCAUGACACCCUCUUCACAGCGUCAGAAGUGGAGGCCCUGAACUCGCUGUCUGCGGACCACAGCGAGGCCAAGAGCCUGGAGCGCGGCGAGCGGCUGGUCUGCCGCGAGGAGCUGAGUGUGCAGCAGACCCCAGACACCAUUUCAAUCAAGAUUGAAGAGGAUAUUGGUGGAGGCAUUCCCGCUGUAGAAGACGGCAAUGACAUUAGAGACUGCAGCACACAGCGCGGUGCCACCUUGGGGAGACUGCGUGUGGACGCCCCUGGCUCCUCCCACAUGGCCAGUCACAACGGGGAGCUGCGGAUCCUGAGCGUCUAUGGAAAAGGGGAGGGCCCACUGGCGGUGGACGGCCAUAACACCCUCUUCACCACGUGGGAACUGGAGGCCUUGAGCUCGCUGUCGGCGGACUGCAGCGUGGCCAAGAGCCUGAACUGCAGCGUGCGGCUCGUCCGCCUUGAGGAACUGACUGGGCAUCGGGGUGGCCGCAAGGGCCGGCCCGGUGUCUUGUGUGGCAAGGUUUUUCCCAAUAAUGACAAUAUGAUCGUUCACAUGAGGACAAAAUCCGACGAGAAGUCGUACGGGUGCGACCAAUGCGCAAUGCGCUUCAGUCGGAAAGGCAAGCUGAAGAUCCACAUGAAGUCUCACACCGGAGAGAAGCCCUACAUGUGUGACCAAUGCACGAAGAGCUUCAGUCAUCGCUACCUGCUGAAGAUCCACAUGAGGACUCACACCGGCGAGAAGCCGUACGGGUGCGACCAAUGCAUGAAGAGCUUCAGUCAGAGCAGCUAUCUGAAGAUCCACAUGAGGACUCACACCGGGGCGAAGCCCUACCGGUGCGACCAAUGCACGAAGCGCUUCAGUCACAGCCUCUAUCUGAAGAGCCACAUGAGGACUCACACCGGGGAGAAGCCCUACAGCUGCGACCAAUGCACGAAGCGCUUCAGUGGGAAAGUAAACUUGGAGAUCCACAUGAGGACUCACACCGGGGAGAAGCCCUACAGGUGCGACCAAUGCACGAAGCGCUUCAGUGGGAAAGUAAACUUGGAGAUCCACAUGAGGACUCACACCGGAGAGAAGCCCUACAAGUGUGACCAUUGCGCAAAGUGCUUCAGACAAACAAGCGCCCUUCAGAGCCACAUUAGGACUCACACCGGGGAGAAGCCCUACAAGUGUGACCAUUGCGCAAAGCGCUUCAGACAGACAAGCCAGCUUAAGGGCCACGUGAGGACUCACACCGGGGAGAAGCCCUACAAGUGUGACCAUUGCGCAAAGCGCUUCAGACAGAUAAGCCAGCUUAAGUGCCACGUGAGGGCUCACACCGGGGAGAAGCCCUACAAGUGUGACCAUUGCGCAAAGGGCUUCGGACAUUCAAGCCAUCUUAAGAGCCACAUGAGGACUCACACCGGCGAGAUGCCCUACAAGUGUGACCAAUGCGCGAAGCGCUUCGGACAGACAAGCCAUCUUAAGAGCCACAUGUGGACUCACACCGGGGAGAAGCCCUACAAGUGUGACCAUUGCGCAAAGAGCUUCGGCCAGACAAGCCAUCUUAAGAGCCACAUGAGGACUCACACCGGCGAGAUGCCCUACAAGUGUGACCAAUGCGCAAAGCGCUUCAGAGAGUCAAGCCAGCUUAAGAGGCACAUGUGGACUCACACCGGCGAGAUGCCCUACAAGUGUGACCAAUGCGCAAAGCGCUUCGUACAGACAAGCCAGCUUAAGAGCCAUAUGUGGACUCACACCGGGGAGAAGCCCUACAAGUGUGACCAAUGCGCAAAGAGCUUCGAAAAGGCAAGCACCCUUCAGAUCCACAUGAGGAGUCACACCGGGGAGAAGCCCUACAAGUGUGAUCAAUGCGCAAAGCGCUUCAGACAGAGAGGCAGCCUGAAUGUCCACAUUAGGACUCACACCGGCGAGAAGCCUUACAAGUGUGACCAAUGCACGAAGCGCUUCAGUCACAGUUGCUAUCUGAAGAGCCACAUGAGGACUCACACCAGCGAGAAGCUCUACAUGUCUGAACAAAUGCACGAAGCUCUUCACUCAGAAAAGGCCCCUGGAGGACCACAUGUGUUAUGUAUUUUAAGCACAUAAGCUGCCCUCACAUAGCCAUUAGGAAGCAGGAUCGAACACACAAGCUGCAUUACCCUCACACAGCCACAAGGGAGCAGGAUCGAACACACAAGCUGUAACAUCUACCCCAGCUACAGAAGGCAGCAUCUUUAAGACAGACGCGGAAGCCGCAUCUAAGAGCUAGACCACGUCCACUUCACAUAGGCCGGAGCCAGAGGAGGUCAGAGACUCACAGGCGCCCCGCAGAGAGCCUCGGGCCUAAGCCCGGGGCUCGAAGUAUCUCACGGUAUUUCUCUCUACUAGUGUUGGAUACAAUUCCCACCCUUUUGCUUCAUAGUUACCGUACCGAAAUACUUAAACAAAUGAAGUGAGUUAAAAGCGACCCGUUUCGAAAAACUUUCAACAAGAGCACGACAAUUGCCACAUGAGGACUCACUCCGGGGAGAAGCCCUACAAGUUUGACCAAUGCGCGACGCGCUUCAUUCAUGGCUCCAAGCUGAAGAUCCACAUGAGGACUCACGCCGGUGAGAAGCCCUGCGUGUGUCUACUACCGCCCAGUGGCUCGAACACCUGUGAUCAUGAAAUGCUUUGAAAGGCUGGUCUUUCACCACAUCAAAGGUGAACUGAACUGAAAUAAUCAACAUCGAUAACGUUUUAGUUAUUAAAAUCGGCUCCGGGUAGACGGGACCUGAAAGACGCUGAAGAUAAACUUUGGGAGAUACACCCGCGGAUGAGCAUAGAUGCGAGGCGGAUUCACGAGUGUCACGUUUACUUUAGGUGGAUGUUAGAGGUUUACUUUCUGGUGGAUGUUGAUGGAUAUUGCACAGAUGGAUACUGCACAGAUAAAUCUUACUAUGAAACUACUUCUUCGAGUUUAACUCCCUCUGCAUCAUCAAUCGGGUAGUCGGCGAACAACAGGGUGAGUAGAAAGGGACCUUUGUGGAACUUCUGUUUACUUACCCGCCGUAGUUUAAUUAGCAGCUUGGAAACAUAGAUCUGUGAUAUCGUCUGAGUAAUAGCUUGUACACUUUAUGGUCUGAGUGCUAGCUUGUGGAGAUUGACAGUCAUGACGGGGGCUGAUUUACAUCGGAGGGUUAGUCAGUUUUAAGGCUGCCAGCCAUGUAUUAAGGGCUGGUUUCCUUUUCAAAGGUAGCCUGUGGAAAUGCAUGAUUACCCCAGCUGCCUUGGCCCUAUAUAAUUCAUUACUGCAGCCAGGGGCGAUGCAGUAUGAUCCUCCUGUAGACCUGGUUGUUUUAUUUUCCGUAGCCAUUUCAGAGAGCCUCAGAGCCUGACUCAUUAUCUGCUAUGGCUGCUAGAGCCACAGAGUAGGAGUAGGUUACCAUGCCAGUGACGUAGCUGAUUGUUGAAAUCCAACAUGGCAGCGCCCUGUAAAACUUUCACCCCUUCACCGUACAAUUUAAUCCCUUUUAGCAAGUUCAGCCCUUUUAUUUAUUGUACCAAUGACAAAGGCAGACAAUACAUCUGUUAUAUCAACUAAACUUCAAAUCUCAGUUCAGUUCAUCCUUAAAGCCCGCCUCCCCCCCAAAUGGAUCAAUGGAGGACGCCAUAGCCAUAGUUCUACAUUGUAUAAUGACAAAGUAUUCUAUUCUAUGUACAGGGUUUAUAUUAGGGAUGGGCAUUUGAAGAAAUUUCCUUAAUCGAGCAUCGCUAGAGUUAUCGAUCAAUUAUCGAUUAAUCAUUAACUUUUUUCUAGGCUAUAUUAGGGCUGCAGGAUAUAUCGGCUAUGUACGAUAUAUCGAUAUAAUUUCCAAGGGGAUACAAGAUUUGACAAUAUCGUUUAUAUCGAUAUGCGUUAAAAUGGUCCGUUUCCCGCUCAAGCGUCUACAGCGCUUGCCUUGGAGACUGUGAGCGCGACCCCUCCCCCUCUCACUCUGUCUUUCCGAACGUGCCGUGUGCAAAGACGCCUCAUUCCCACCCCCGCCGCCCCCUCACAACACAACAAGCAUGGAUGAUACCUGUAAAGAAAACGAGACGGCGGCGGGAGACGAAAUUGUUUCAAAGAGGAGAAACAACGGCUCUAUAAUGUGGAAAUAGUUUGGGUUUAAAAAAAACAGAUGAGCAGCAGCUGAAGGUCAUCUGUAGAGUGUAGCAAAACCGUUGCGACUAAAAGUGGAAGCACGACAAAUCUGUUCCACCAUUUACAGCAGCGGCACAAAGUGCAGUAUGAGGAAUGCGUAAAACUCUGUGGCUGUGCUGCUGCAUCACCGGCCGCGACAGCUUCUUCUGCCCCGAAACCAGGGCCGGCGAUCGGCAAAUGUGUUGGGGGCGCCCUCUGGUGACGCUCUUAAUUAAUUAAUUAAAAUAUACGAAACAAGCGAAAUGAAACCAAACAUGUUCCCAAAUGGAACGGAGAAGGGAGGGGGCAGGGGAUUAAAGUUACGGCGCACUGAAACCCUCACCGUAGUACGCAGGACAAUGCGACGAAGCCAAUGCUCUUAAUGGUAGCUAAUGUGUGUAACCUACAGCUUUAUAUUGUUUUGCAUAGGUGAUUAUUUUGUGAAGAAGGUGAAAAACAUCCCUUUUUUUUUUUUUACAUGUUCAUUGAAUUCUGUUCAAAAUAACGAUACAAAAUCACAUGUUGCAGUCAUAUGGACCUAUGUUUUAAUAUAAGUGCUUGCAACAUCUCACAUGUGGUUUUUGACUUGCAUAAAAAACAUCUAACCCACUCUAUAGAAAAUAUCGAGAUAUAUAUCGUAUAUCGCCAUUCAGCCAAAAAAUAUCGGGAUAUCAUAUUUUGCCCAUAUCGUGCAGCCCUAGGCUAUAUUGAAAUUCCCGUUGGUAGAAAAUGCAGCAUGUUUUUAUCAAUGAAAUCUUUAUUCCAACAAUAAUGUAUGGGCCAACAUUAAUACAAUACAGUUAACUUGAAGACCUACAACUGUUUAACAGUUUUAAAAUAAUAAAUACAGGCAUUAUAGUUUAUAGGCCUAUGCGGCGCUCGUAAAGUCCGAACAAUGCGCCUACAGGCGCUCUUACAGGUUUGGAAACUAUUCAACAAGACUAAAUCUGUAGCCUAUUCCAAUUACAAUAAGUAGCCAACUUAUCGGACAACAAUAAUCAAACAAAGGCAGUUGGCUAAAAGUGGGCAUUAAACGGUAUAACUGUUUUGAAAAAACGGGGGAAAAAAGGCCGACAUAUAAUGCCUAUAGGCUGCAGCCGGCGCGCGGAAAAGGCUCGCAACAAAAAGAAGAGCCACCCAUUUACAAACAAUUGCAUGAACUAGUCUAUCUAAAAGCAAUACCUUAUUGAACAUAUAUAAGGCUGAACUUGUUGCUAAAAUAUCACAGUUUUGGCAAAAUGUAACGACUCCAAGAGGCACCAAGCCGAAAGAAAAGCGGAGCGAGAGACAACACAUUAAGAGCGACUCACAUACGGUGGUGACUGUCCCUACUGUCCAUAGCAUAACUCCAGCCUACAUAUUUUUAUUUAGGAAUAUAAGCAUGUUAACAUGCUCGCGGGUCAGACGCGAACGCAGCCUUGUAACUGUCAGUCCAGCAGCAGAAAACACCCGCUCUGACGGGACCGAAGUUGCGGGGAUGCAGAGGUAUUGUCGCGCUAACUUUGACAGGAACCUUCUUCCAUUCACUUUCCACCAGUCGGCAGGGUGGUAUUUCUCCCACAUAGUGAUAUUCAAUUAAAUGCUUCAAGACUCACAGUAUGCAACACAACGUCCUUUUGAUCGAUAACAAUAUAAAUUGAUCGACGCAUUUCUUAACGAUCGAUUAUCGAGCAUCGAUUAAUUAUGCCCAUCCCUAGUUUAUAUCAUUUAUUUAUAAUUGUAUAUAUUAAACUUGCGCUUGAUAUUUUGACACUGUCAUUACCUCUACCUUUGUUAUUAGAAAAAGCCUGCAAAGUUCACUUGUGAAAUAGACUGCAAUUAAACCCCACAUUAUACAUGAUUGUGUUCGUUUCACUUACCUUUUGGCAUGUCCUUAAUGCCAACCAUCUCUUGUUUUGACUUUCUAAUUGCUGUCUUUCUACUGCCAUUGUUUUCUAGUUCAUACCUUGUAUCACAAUAUGCGGUUAAUUUCUUUCAGAUCUCAACAGAAAAUUAUUAGAAUUUAACGUUUUCUAUCGAUUCUAUGGUGGUUGAUACCCUUCAGACCCGUUCACCCUAAAACUACUUACAGUACAUAGAUGCAUGUGAUUCAAGGAGUAAGUAGGGGUAAGACAGUGAAUAAGGAUGUGAUUUAGCAGUAGGUAGGGAUAAGACGGUGAAUAAGGAUACAUGUGAUGAAGCAGUAGGUAGGGGUUACACAGUGAAUAAAGCUCCAUGUGAUUAAGCAGCAGGUAGGGGUUAGACAGUGAAUACAGAUAACUGGUAAUAGUAUGGAAGAAAUUAACUCUACAUUUUAUGAUAAACUAUGAUUAUUAUUAGGCCUAUACAUCAUAUAGAUGCUUUAAUGGUGGAAGGUAGCUGAUCACCUCUCCUCUAUAAGUUGGGUUUGACACGGCGCCAGGGAGCAAGUUCACUCUGUUCCUAUCUUGUGUGCUUUUUGAAAAGUAUGCUGACAUGCACACAUGUACACCAUCGUUCUGUAUGCAUAGUGGUUAAUGUAUGUUCAAGGGUAAAGCUGUGACCUGGAAACAUAUGUUAUGUAAAUCAACAUUUUAUGUAAGUCUGACCUCGUAUUAUGUAAGGAUUGGGUAUAUAAGGAGCAGGACGAGAAUCAUUCUGGAGUGUCUUUGCAAACCUCACUCGGCUUUGUUGUUGCUUGUUUGCGGGUAACAAUAAAGUCUCUGUCAAUACUUGAUCCGGACUCCCCGAUUCUGCAUGUUAUUUUAAGUUAGUUGAAGUGAUAGAACUCGGUUAUAGUUUCUACCACAAUAGGUAGGGUUUAGACUGUGAAUAAGGAUAUAUGUGGUAACGGGUAGGGAUUUGACAGUGAAUAAGGAUAUAUGUGGUAACAGGUAGGGGUAGGCAUCUUGAUCUAAAGGGUGCUAAACGUUAGGCUGCAGUUUGGGGAUCAAACUGUUAGGUAUUUUAAGCACAUAAGCUGCCCCAACAUAGCCACUAGGAGGCAGGAUCGAACACACAAGCUGCAUUACCCCAACACGGCCACAAGGGAGCAGGAUCGAACACACAAGCUGUAUCUGCCCCAGCUACAGAAGGCAGCAUCUUUAAGACAGACACGGAAGCCGCAGCUAAGACGUCACAUAGACCACGCCCACCUCACACAGGCCACGCCCACUUGGCCCAUUCCCAGCGCCCAAAGGAGGUCAGAAUCAUAGGGGACCAGCAGAGAGCCACGGGCCUAAGCCCGGGGCGGGGCUCGAAGUAGCUCACUGUAUUUCUCUCUCACGCGUUAGAUACAAUUCCCUCCCUUUUGCUUCAUAGUUACCAUACGGAAAUACUUCAACAAAUAAAGUGAGUUAAAAGCGACCCGUAUCGAACUCACUGAUUCUUGAGAGUCGGGACAAAACAUGUCCUACAUAGAAAAGUCUUAAUUUAUAUCAAAAAUGAAGAAAUUCAUCAUGAUUGACAUACGUAUAAAGUUAAAUCUAAAGGAAUUGUAUAUACCUAUGCGAUUUUUAGAAUAUACUUUUUAUCUUUUUUGGGAAAAUUUGUUUAAAUGUAUGGUCUGUGGUUAGAAGGUCAACGUUAUUGCACUUGUCCUCAGCAAGAGGUAGCAAUGUUGACCAUCCCAAAAAACUUUAAAAAAGCUCUACAAUUGUGAAAACAUAGAUAUCAAAUAAAAAAGAAGGGGUAUAAAUAUAAAAAAAACAAUGCAUGAAGUGAACGUCAAGCAAUAUUUUCCAUAGAAAUCUGCCUAUCAAAGUUGUGUCCUCAGUUUCUGUCAACUCCAUCAGAUUUUCUCAUAGGCCACAAUAAAUCAGGAAAUAGCAUGGUCAGCUAUAUCCCUGAGGACCCCUUUUCAUCUCCCUGCCUGUGGUGAAUGCAACAAUACCACACAUGCUCUGGUACGUUAUACAUUUUUUGAUAUUUUAGACAAUCAAUGUCAAGAUUCCUAUGGUCACAGCUGGACCAUGUCAAUACAAUCUUUCUGUUAAGAUUCUUUAUUUCAACCAUAGAGGAUUGAAUUUAAGCAUUUUGGUGUGGUUAUUGGGACACUUAGCAACUGAGGAAAAACUCGCUAGCUGCAGUGUACAAUACAUGUUUUGGAGGGAAAAUACAUGCCCUUACGUCAACUCCGUCAGACGUCAAAUCCGUCAGGAUUUAUGCUUUUAGUUUUUCUUUUCAUCCCGAUUAAACGCUUUCUACUUUUGAUUCGCUUUCUGUUUUUAUUAAUUGAUGUCUGUGUUGAAUAACUUAUUUCUAGGGCACUUCUGACAGCAAAAUAUUUGAUUUAAUGUAGAGCUUGAUCAGGGGAAGAUACAGGCAGCAAAGUUGCCAAGCAUACAGUCAAUGAGACGAUGGGUGUACAUGAUUCUUAUAGGAAACGUUCACAUCGUGGGUAAAUACAAAGGAAACAAAGGUCAGGGGGAGGGGCCUUCGUGGAGUUUAGGAUUGGCCAGAGGAGAGACCAAGUUAAAUUGCAAUUCACAAUAUGGGUGGAGUGGACAUGGCUGCAAGACAGUUAAAGGAAUCUACACAACAAAGAAGUCUGGAUUGCCCUCAGUAUCAAACUUGGUGCCCACAGUUUCAAAUGCAAAACUAUCUCAACACCUUUCAAUUAGAGAGGGCGGGAGGUAUCUCUAGGUCUAUGGAGAAUGGAUAGAAAUUCAUUGAAAUUGACUAAUUAUUCACACAGGGUUCAUAUAAUUUGUGUAUUAAAGUCUGCUUGAUAUUACCACAACACUGUCAUUACCGUUAUCUUUUAUUACAAAAAGCCUGCAAAGUUCACUUGUGAAAUAGACUGCUUUUGAACCCCACAUUAUACAUGAUUGUGUUAAUUCCACUUGCCUUUCCAUUCUGUGCGCUUAAUGCUAACUACCUUGGAUGGAUUGUCUCAUAAUAGGCGAUAAUGGUUGAAGAUGAUCCAUUUUAAAAGGUCCCUGGUUAAAUGUCUAGAUCUCAGUGAUGCUCAGUUUAAGCCGGUCCUCCCUCUAGAAUGCAGCAUUAUUCUAACGGGACAAAGUCAGAAGAUUCCUAGCAUUGGUCCCCCUUCACUCCCUGUUUGCAGCGGCGGCUGGUGAUCCAAUUCGUGGGUGGGGUGCAGUAA